Molecule: messenger RNA, 878 nt
Organism: Oncorhynchus tshawytscha (Chinook salmon)
Lineage: Eukaryota; Metazoa; Chordata; Actinopteri; Salmoniformes; Salmonidae
Product: ubiquitin-conjugating enzyme E2 E1
Exons: 6
Coding region: 153-746 (197 amino acids)
Biological process (GO): protein polyubiquitination
Cellular component (GO): nucleus
Molecular function (GO): ubiquitin conjugating enzyme activity
Source: RefSeq, a predicted model, not a curated record
UGCGCGGAUAUACUGUCAUCAUAGUGAGUGCGCGAUAUGAUUCCACUGCACCCGCGGCACUUCCGUUCCACAGAAGUCGAUACACACGAGCUCAGGCAGUGGGGAGAUCCAGACACAAAGGAGGUUCCUGCUAAUUUCUUGUCCAAACCGGUAUGUCGGAUGAGGAGUCGCGUGUCAGCACCAGCUCUUCAUCUUCUUCCUCCAAUCAAAACAAACCGAAGGACACACCUUGCAAGAAACGGGAGAGCAAAGCCAGUAUGAGCAAGACCUCCAAGCUGCUAUCCACCAGCGCGAAGAGGCAUGUUUGUUUCUGCAGGAUUCAGAAAGAGCUGGCAGAUAUCACGCUGGACCCUCCGCCAAACUGCAGCGCUGGUCCCAAAGGAGACAACAUCUAUGAGUGGAGGUCAACCAUCCUGGGACCACCGGGCUCUGUUUACGAGGGAGGGGUCUUUUUCCUGGACAUCGCCUUCACACCUGACUAUCCCUUCAAACCACCCAAGGUAACGUUUCGGACAAGGAUCUACCACUGUAACAUCAACAGUCAGGGGGUGAUCUGUCUGGACAUCCUGAAGGACAACUGGAGCCCCGCCCUCACCAUCUCCAAGGUGCUGCUGUCCAUCUGCUCUCUGCUCACAGACUGUAACCCAGCUGAUCCCCUGGUUGGAAGCAUAGCCACCCAGUACACGACAAACAGAGCCGAGCAUGACAGAACAGCCAAACAGUGGACGAAGCGGUACGCCACAUAGGCCCAUAGAGCACAGCCGUGUGGGGGGGGAUUUCUAUUUCAGAUUUUUAGUACUUUAUUGUCUGGUAUAUUUUUUGGUUCCUGAUUUAAGUUAUCUGUGCAGAUAUGGAAAUAAAGAAAAACAAUGAAACUA